AAAACAAGUCUUGAGCAAGAAAUAGUCUGUUGUCAUGAUAGAAAGCACAUUUAAAGAAAAUGAAAUCUCUGCAUAGGGAACUUCUCCAGUUGACCGCUGGAUCCUUGACUUUAUAAAGCACGCGAGAACCUUUGCUACAUCCAGACUUGGUAAACCUGGUCUGUGCUCUGUUGUCCUCAGCCUGGUCCGUAAGUGCAAAGAAGGAGUACUGUCUCAGGAUCACAGCAAUUUAACAGUGAGGUGGUGUGGCCUCCCUCCUGCUCAGCUGGGGCCAAGACACCAGAGGAGGCAGACAGACCCAGCUCGCUCCCGGCCACCAACCCUGCUGCUGAGCCCAGUGAACUUACCGCUGCCACAGACCUGUCAGGACUGCUGUGGGCCACCUAUCCAGAGGAGGCAGACGACGCCUGCUACUCCAGUUUAAGAUGCUAACAGUGGGCAGUGUUUUACUGCUUCUGGUAGCAGCAUCUGUUGCCAACAUAGGCAAGGAUCCUACCCUUGAUUCAGACUGGGAACGCUGGAAGACAAUCUACCAAAAGCAGUACAGCAGUGAGGAGGAAGAGCUUUCCAGGCGCUUGAUCUGGGAAAAAACCCUGAAAAUUGUUACAGUUCAUAACUUGGAAGAGUCAAAGGGAAUGCAUUCAUACACAAUGGCCAUGAAUGGCUUUGCAGACAUGACAUCUGAGGAAGUAACGGCUACAAUGACAGGGCUCAGGGUAUCCGACUCAGAAAUGGAUAACCUUACAGUUGAUUGGCCUCAAGAAAGUAUUCAGGAUCAGGGCCCAGACUGCAUAGAUUGGAGGAAGAGUGGUUAUGUCACCAAUGUAAAGAACCAGGGAUCUUGUGGUUCUUGUUGGGCUUUCAGUGCCGUGGGGGCCUUGGAAGGACAACUGAAGAAGAAAACAGGGCGUUUGGUGUCACUUAGUCCCCAGAACCUAGUAGACUGCUCCUGGAGAUAUGGCAACCAUGGUUGCAAUGGAGGCUUUAUGACUAAAGCUUUCAGAUAUGUUAUGAACAACAGUGGCAUUGACUCAGAAACGUCGUAUCCAUAUGAAGGUCAGAACAAGAAUUGCCGUUAUAAAACUUCUGGACGGGCUGCCACCUGUGUCAGCUAUAAAAGCAUACCUAAGGGAAAUGAAACUUAUCUUGAAAGGACAGUGGCUUCAGUGGGACCAGUAUCUGUUGCUAUAGAUGCAAGUUUGAGAUCCUUCCAACAAUACCACAGUGGUGUGUACUACGACUCAGAAUGCAGUUCCUCACAUUUAAACCAUGCCAUUCUUGUUGUGGGAUAUUGUGUGGACAGAGGUGUGCCAUACUGGCUCGUCAAAAACAGCUGGGGAACCAGAUGGGGUGAUCAAGGUUAUAUCCGGAUGGCAAAAAACAGAGGCAACCUUUGUGGAAUAGCUUCAUUUGCCAGCUAUCCACUGAUGUGAAAAAUAGACUUAAUCCUGAUGGGCAAGAAUGAAGAGUCAAACAUGCUUUUAAAUUCAUUUUGUUCUGAGUUCCCCAAAGAACUGUAGCCUUCAAUAAAUAAGUCCUGUCUUGAAUCAUACAAACUUGAUGGACCCCAAAAGACCUUUUAAAUGCAAGAACAAAAAACUACUGUAAGAAGAAUCACUGCUUGCUAUAUGACAGGUUUCAGAGUAAUAGCCGUGUUAGUCUGUAUUCGCAAAAAGAAAAGGAGUACUUGUGGCACCUUAGAGACUAACCAAUUUAUGUGAGCUGUAGCUCACGAAAGCUUAUGCUCAAAUAAAUUGGUUAGUCUCUAAGGUGCCACAAGUACUCCUUUUCUUUUUGCUUGCUAUAAAACUUCAUGAGUGCUAGUUAUAGCCCUCUUGGCAUAUUGCUUUCAUGUUCCCUAACCAACCUGGAGUUGCUUUCAGAAAAUCAUCUACACCAACUACUUCAGCCAACUAGUCACAUGAUACUGGUUCUACUUGUUUCGUUAAAAGAAGUUAAAAACAUAUUAGGAAAGCAUCUAGUAUUACUUUCCUAUGUAGGCAAUUGCUAUUAGUGUCACAAACAGGAGUGGAGGUGGGGCAUGUGUUCACAAAUUGAAGGAGAUGUGUCCUCAAAACAAUCUCUUUAUUAAGGUAUGGUCCACUCUAUGAAUAGAUGCUAAUUUUUGUAAUGAUGGAGGCCAUAUAACUACCGAGAUAGAUAGUUCAGAAAGUUUGAGAACCUUUCUAUAAUCAAGUUUCUCAAGGUUUUGCAAGUGAAACUGUUGCUUUUUAAUUUGCCAAAAAUGCCAUUUCUUAAUGCUCAGGUUUUUAAGAAUCUCAAAACACACCUGAAAACAGUUGGACAUGAUGUAUGAUAAAUAGCAUUGGACGAAUUCCUGGAGAUUUCACCACAUGACAUAAUCUUUAAUUAAAGAUUAAUCUUUAAUUCCUGCAGACUCCAGCACAAUCCUGGAGGGCUGGCAACCCUAAUGAUAUGAUGUACUAUGGCACGAAAGUCAAUGUUAAAUGCCAGAUUUACUGGCAGUAAAUAAUCUUAAAAUUUUAUCCCACGUAUCACAAUAGUUGGUGUUUUUUCUCAAAGAUCUUCGAGUUUUGUGAUUAUGUGAGACUCUCAGCCUUCUUUUUAUUUUUUAAAAUGUGUUUCUAGUGCUCAUGGUUGUGGAUAAAAGGUUGAAAAUGUGAUACAAGUGACCCUACAGGCUCAAAGACCAGAAGGCAAAUAAAAAGCACCCCAAAUGUAUUUUUCAUCUCAUGAUUUUGGGUGGGGGCGUGACUCAUCAUUUUUGAAUGCUUGGGGUUGACAAUACUCAUGUUAUAAUCUUGGUAGGUGAUGUAUUACAGAAAGAUGCAUGCAUGAUAAUUCAGAACCUACGUUAGGUGUUCUACCUUGUCCUGCUUCCUGGGUUUCUUAGUAAUUAAUGUCUUAGUAUGUUAAUUCCCCAAGAACUGUACUGGGAUAACAGCUAGUAUAAUCUUUCAGUAUGAGGUUUUUAUUAAUUUAAAAUUAUGUAUUGUUAAAUGACAAUCAAAGAUGUUUUCUCAAAACUUACUUAAAAGGCUGAUUGUAAGAUUUUGCAUGCAUUACUUCCCACAGAAGCUUUAGUUUGUGGUGAUCAGUGUCGGUACAGUAUUGUGUAGAUAGCACCAGGACAGUAAAGGACACUUAAUUAGAGUGCUUAUUAGCGGAAACUUUGAUAUUUUUGUCCUUUUUUACUAAAUAAAAGCAAAACCUGAAAGACAA
Chelonia mydas (Green sea turtle) is the source of this 3204-nucleotide messenger RNA. Its product is annotated as cathepsin K. Bases 426 to 1433 code for a protein of 335 amino acids. Lineage: Eukaryota; Metazoa; Chordata; Testudines; Cheloniidae. Gene Ontology annotation, cellular component: lysosome. The transcript is spliced from 9 exons. Gene Ontology annotation, biological process: immune response. The record is from RefSeq and is a predicted model, not a curated record. Gene Ontology annotation, molecular function: cysteine-type endopeptidase activity.